AUGAAGCAGUCAUUCGCAAAGAAAGUAGUCAGUUCUUUCAUACGAAAGAAAUCCUCUCGCACAGCUGCCGAGGCAUCCGCCGAGUCCUCCGCCUCGGUCGCCGACGUCUCCCAGUCGAAUCAUUCCGCUGCGACGUCGCGCAAUCUGCGGGAACUCUCCGUCCGACUAGAUGAAUAUCUCGAGCAGAUUGACAUGAGCGGUGGAGAGGUCGACGUAGAUGUCAUAUCCAUGAGCCGGCAGGUCGAAAAGAUCAGCCGGUACACCAAUGGCUCGCUGCCUGCUUCUGUCAAGCCAGCUGCAAUAAGCGAUGACCGAGCCAGUCUGAUCAGGAUAGCGGCAUGGGCUUCGAAGGAGGUUUAUUCUUCCGACACGGCCGUGAUGGGCAGGAUUUCGCGUCCAGAGCAGUUCUCUGCCUACCAGCCAACUAAACACAGUGUAGAAAUUGACGCUUCUUUUCGAGAUGGGACUGUAAAGGCAACGCGGAUGCACUUGUUCUCUUCAGCGGGUUCAAGACUUUUAGUAGUCGCGAUACGAGGGUCGACGUCCAUAAGACGAGAUUGGACAAUUAAUUUUGACGAUAUCGGGAAAGAAACGGACGGAAAUGGCUACAUCAACGUCGAUGAGACCGAGUAUAAAGUCCACGGUGGAUUCUUAGAAUGCGCCAAAGCAAUGGUUGACAAGGUCUCGAACGCUAUAUCCUCCGUUCUCUUGGACGCUGGAGUACACGAAGCUGAGGACGAGGACGUGCAGCUACUCUUCACAGGGCAUUCUGCUGGCGGAGCCGUAGCUUCCUUGCUGUACGCGCAUAUGAGCUCCAAAAAUCCAUCAUCAUUGAGUCAACUGGGAUCAAAGUUUGCCGUUACGCACUGCAUCACCUUUGGAUCGCCACCAGUAACAGCACCUGCUCUCAGCGCUUCCCACUCCCAGUCGGUCUUCCAUGCAAUCAUCAACGAAGGAGACCCUGUUCCUCGCUUGGACAAGGACUACGCCGAGUCUUUGCUGCAGCUGUACCUAUUGCCUAUGGCGCCAAAGCCUGUUGACUGGAAGUUGCCCGCAAUGCUGCUGGAAAAUGCUGGCACGGUUCUGCUGCUCAAGAAUGGCGUCGAGGGGUUUUGUGAAGUCCCGGACGAUGAGAUCAGGAGUGUGUUGGAGUCGACCAUCUUUGGGAGUCCGAGAGCGCAUAAGAUGGACAUGUAUCUGUGGAAGCUUGGGAUGAUGCAGUUUAAUUAA
Aspergillus viridinutans is the source of this 1230-nucleotide messenger RNA. RefSeq lists its product as uncharacterized. Bases 1 to 1230 code for a protein of 409 amino acids. The record is from RefSeq and is a predicted model, not a curated record. Gene Ontology annotation, biological process: lipid metabolic process. NCBI's taxonomy places the organism in Eukaryota, Fungi, Ascomycota, Eurotiomycetes, Eurotiales, Aspergillaceae. The transcript has 5 exons.